Leptidea sinapis is the source of this 1534-nucleotide messenger RNA. It is a transcript of the gene pch2, whose product is annotated as pachytene checkpoint protein 2 homolog. The transcript has a single exon. Gene Ontology annotation, cellular component: nucleus; chromosome. The record is from RefSeq and is a predicted model, not a curated record. Gene Ontology annotation, molecular function: ATP binding; ATP hydrolysis activity. Gene Ontology annotation, biological process: meiotic recombination checkpoint signaling; reciprocal meiotic recombination. Lineage: Eukaryota; Metazoa; Arthropoda; Insecta; Lepidoptera; Pieridae. The coding region runs from base 125 to 1378 and encodes 417 amino acids.
GAUAGCGAUUGGCGGUUAACUUUUACAAGUUCUAUGAAACUAAACUGAUAAAUAUUCAUAGUAUUAUUGUAAUAAUAUAUCUCUGGUAUUAUUUCUGUUGGAGUGCUCAUUCUUCACUUUUAUAAUGGCUAUCCUUUUACAUGUCGAAGUUGUUCAACGAAGGCAAAGUCGUGCAAGUAAAGAAUAUAUCAAAGAUUUAGUGCAUACGUUUUUAGCCAACUUUGUAUCUCUCACACCAGGUGCUUCUCUAACUGAUGAUGAUUUCUACGAGAAUCAAGAAUUAAUGGAACAUGUUCAAUGUAUAACGUUUUGCGAUGUAGAAAAUGAUUCUUCUGCAGUAGUGUUAACAGAAUGUGAAAUUAAAUAUCACAUAUACACUUUGGACACAUUUGGUGCCGAGACUGAUACAAUGAUGGACUCUGCAUCUGGGGAAGAAAUAGCUGCUGCAGAAGUUUGUGCUUUGCCAGCAGAACAAUUUCACGGAUUAUGGGAGAGUUUAGUUUAUGAUUCAAAAUUAAAAGAAGACACAUUGCGAUUUGUUGAAACAGCUUUUGAAUUUUCAGAUCGCAAUGUUGAUUCUAAUAUAAUUAGCUGGAAUCGAGUUGUACUAUUACAUGGUCCACCAGGCACUGGAAAAACGAGUCUUUGUCGGGCUCUUGCUCAGAAACUUGCUAUUCGUCUUAGUCAUAAAUUCCCUCGAGCUCGCCUUUUAGAAAUUAAUGCACAUGGACUCUUUUCUAAAUGGUUUUCUGAAAGUGGGAAGUUAGUAGCAAAAUUAUUUGAUCGUAUUCGAGAAAUAGUGGAGGACAAAAGACUAUUUGCAUGUAUUCUUGUUGAUGAAAUAGAAUCUCUUGCUCAUACCCGUCGUGCUGCAAUAGCGGGAUUAGAGCCCUCAGACUCCAUAAGAGCAGUGAAUGCAAUCCUCACACAACUAGAUAGGUUAAAACAUCAUCCCAAUGCAUUAGUUUUGACCACAUCCAAUGUGACAGGGGCCAUUGAUGUAGCAUUUGUUGACAGAGCAGACAUAAAGCGCCUUGUGGGUCCACCCUCAGAUCGUGCUGCUUAUAAGAUACUACAUGGCUGUUGCUGUGAGUUAAUGAAUCGUGGUGUUGUGGUUCCUAAAGAAACAUUGCUGACAUUACAUGUGCUGGAAGCCUCGAGAUUUGCAGACUCGGAAGGUUCUAGAGCUUCAUUACAAUUGCGUGAAGUUGCAAUGGAGGCAGCUGCUGCAAAUAUGUCAGGGCGAGCACUAAGACGCCUCCCAUUUCUGGCAAAAGCACUACAUGCUCCAGCACAAGUGAACUUAAUACAGUUUAUUGAUGCGCUUAACCUAGCUUUAAAACAAUAUCUAAGUGACAUACAGGACUUAAAUGAUUGACAUUAUUAUUUACUUUGUUUUAUAUUGAUUCAAUAUUCAGUGAUCUAGCAGUAAGUGAAUGUAAAACAAACAUUUUGUACUGUAAUAUAGAUAUGCAAAAAAAAAUGAUUUUAUAAUUUGUUUCUAUUCUAUAUGAAAUAAAUAUUUUUAUAUUCA